AUGGAAAAAGAAAAACCGUUUAAACUGGUCGUGCCGCCGCGGCUGAGCGGCGGUCAGGUAUCUGCAGUUAAACCCCAGACGAGUGCUCGGGCAACAGGGCCACAUCAGGGUUUUAACAAAUGCCCAGAUGAUGAUUUUAAUUUGCCAUUUGUAAUGAGUACACUGAACCGUGGUGAAAUCACUGAUUCAGAUGUGAUUUCACAGCAAGUAAAACUGUGCUCUGAGGUAGAUGAAGAGAAUAUAGAAACAAUGAAUGAGUUGUAUUCAAAACUCUACAAAGAGGCUGAGAAGAUCAAGCGGUGGAAACUAACUGUAGAAUCAGAACUAAAGCAGAAAGAACGAAAACUGCAAGAAAAUAGAAAGAUGACUGAAGCACAGCGUAAAGCCAUUCAAGAAUUGCAGUUUGAAAAUGAAAAGCUAAGUUUAAAACUGGAAGAUGAGAUAUGUGAAAAUAGAGAUCUCUUAAAAGAAAUCACGGCUUCAAGGCAUCUGUGUAAUCUGCUCAAGGAAACUUGUGCUCACUUCACAGAGAAGUCCACCAAAUAUGAACAUGAAAGAGAUGAAACAAAAGAACUCUAUGUGGAACUUCAUAACAAUGUUGAAAGAAUGAUAAUGGCAUUUGAAGAGCUUCGUGUGCAAGCAGAGAAUGCCAGAGUAGAAAUGUGUUUCAAAUUAAAAGAAGAAGCAGAAAAAGUGGACAAGUUUGAAAAAGAAUGCAAACUGGAAGUCAGUAUGAAGGAAAAGCAGAUUUCAGUUCUUAGCAUACAGAGUGGUGAAAAAGAUGACGUAAUAAGAGACAUCAAGAUUCGUCUGCAGGAAUCAAAAGCUAAGAUUGAUGAAUUAGUUGAAGAAAAAAGACAUGAAGGAGAAAUGUUAAAGGAGUGUCAGAUCAGUCAAGAACAUUUGAGGGCAGAACUGGAAGAGGCCAAAGUUUCAUUGCAAAAACAAGAGGUUACUCAAAAGAGCUUAGAAACUGAAUUACAGACUGCAAUGCACGCAUUAAUUCAGGUCACUGGAGAAAAGGAAGCGCUGAUGGAAGAAUGUGAAAAAACUAAGGCUUUGCAUGCAUCCAUGACAGAGGAGUUUGAGGCUUCUAUUUCCAGUCUGAAAAGCUUGCUGCAAAAAGAGCAAAAUAGAUCAGAGAAAUAUGUAGAUGAAUCAAAGCUACUUAACUUGGAGCUCAGAAAUAAGUCUGCUGAACUGGAAGAGAUGACUAAACUAAAGUGUGACAAAGAAAGGCAACUCGAAGAGCUGUCAGAAACACUGGUAAAUUGUUGUCAGUUUGUUUCUGAUAGCUUUCAUGACUUGUAGCUUACAUAUGCAUACUCAAAAUACUUUCUCUUUCUUCUGCAGAAAGAAGUCUAUGAUUUGAAAGUACUACUGGCUAGUACAGCUGAAAAGGAACAAAAUUAUUUAGAACAGCUUACAACACUGAAUACAGAUCUUGAACAAGAGACGCUAAAGAAUGAACAACUAACAGUUCAUAUCAACAAGCUUUUAUUAGAAAAGGAACAAAUAACACAUGAGAAAUGUGAUAUGGCUGCAGAACUCAAGAAACUGCAAGAAAGUCAUGAGGAUAGUAGAAAAAAAGAAGAAAAGACAAAGCAGUUAGUUGAAAACCUGGAAGAAGCAAAUAGCCAGUUAAGAUAUGAACUGGAAUCUUUGAAGGAGAAGAUGGCAUUGAAAGGUGAAGAGAUUAGAAGUAAACUGGAUGAAAGAGAAGAAAAUGCUAAGAGUAUUGAAAAUGAAAUUUCAAGAAAGGAAAAGCAGUUGAAGAUUCUAGAAAAUAAAUUGAAGAAUUUAAAGAAACAGGUGGAGAGUAAAACCAAAUGCAUCGAAGAGUUGCAACAGGAGAAUAAGGUGCUGAAAAAGAAAAUUGCUGCAGAAAGCAAGAAAAUAAGUAUUUAUGAAGGGAAGGUGAAUAAAUUACAGUUAGAGAUGGAAAAUAUGAAGAAGCAACAUAAGGAAACAGUUGACAUCUAUCAAAAAGACAUUGAAACAAAAAAUGUAAAUGAAAAUAAGCUUCUUGAAGAGGUAGAAAAGAUGAGGUUGCUUGCUGAUGAAGCAACAAUAAAACAGAGAGAAACUGAUGUCCGAUGUCAACACAAGAUAACUGAAAUGGUGGCACUUAUGGAAAAACACAAGCAUGAAUAUGAUAAAAUGGUUGAAGAAAAAGAUAGAGAGUUAAAACUUUAUGAAAUAAAAGAGCAAGAGCAGUUAUCAUCAAAAAGAUCAUUGGAAAGUGAGCUGUCAAGUUUGAAAAGCGAACUGUUAUCACUUAAGGAACAACUUAAAGCAGAAUUUGAAGAGAAGGAGAAGCUUGCAAAACAACUCUCCCAAAAUAUGGUUGCUGAAAAGGAAAAGAAGCACAAGAGAAUACAAACUCAGUUUCUUGAGACUCCUAAACUUUAUUUAGAUCUGGACUGUGAAUCUACUAAUGUAAAAACCAAAAAGCCUCCAAAUGAUGUGCCUACAGAAGUCAACAUGAUGGAAAAGAAAAAAGUGCCUCCUUCAGUAUCUGCAAAAAGUCACUUGGGUAGUCCAUCUGUAAAGACAUAUAUUAUAAAGACUCCUCCAAUAAAUAAACUGCAAAGCGAAAGCACAAAUCUGCAUUCAGAACAGUGCAUGAGGAAAAAGCAAAAAGUGCUUCUACAGCUGGAUGCUCAGUCAGAUAGCUCUGAACACACUGACCUCCUGAGCAUAGUCUCGGAAGAAGAAAUGUUUCAAAAAUUGCACAAAGAUUAUCCUCAAGUUUCACAAUUAUAUGCCAUGACUUCAAAAAAGAAACCAACUACACCCAACAUAAAAACUCCAGGCUCUGUACUGAAACUUAAAACCAUGAGAAAAAUGCAUGAGGCUGGAUGGACUGCGGUUUCUAAAAUGGACAGGAAAAGAAAAAUAAAAGAAGUGGAAAAGCUCUUUACUUAA
Molecule: messenger RNA, 2928 nt
Organism: Merops nubicus (carmine bee-eater)
Lineage: Eukaryota; Metazoa; Chordata; Aves; Coraciiformes; Meropidae
Gene: SYCP1
Product: synaptonemal complex protein 1
Exons: 30
Biological process (GO): lateral element assembly; synaptonemal complex assembly; chiasma assembly
Cellular component (GO): synaptonemal complex; transverse filament; central element
Molecular function (GO): double-stranded DNA binding
Source: RefSeq, a predicted model, not a curated record